Onychostoma macrolepis is the source of this 3985-nucleotide messenger RNA. RefSeq names its product forkhead box D5 (gene foxd5). NCBI's taxonomy places the organism in Eukaryota, Metazoa, Chordata, Actinopteri, Cypriniformes, Cyprinidae. The transcript has a single exon. The coding region runs from base 1797 to 2765 and encodes 322 amino acids. Gene Ontology annotation, molecular function: RNA polymerase II cis-regulatory region sequence-specific DNA binding; DNA-binding transcription factor activity, RNA polymerase II-specific. The record is from RefSeq and is a predicted model, not a curated record. Gene Ontology annotation, biological process: cell differentiation; anatomical structure morphogenesis; regulation of transcription by RNA polymerase II.
AGUUUACUUUUUGUUGAGUGUCUGUAGUGGACCAUAAAUUAUGAUAACUAGGAGCAAAAGAAAUCUCAAGUUACAACUUAAGUUAUGUAUAUAUAUAUAUAUAUAUAUAUCUGUGUAUGUAUAUGUAUACAUACACACGUGUGUGUGUGUGUGUUUUCCAUUCUUUGUAUUAUUACAAACCUUAAUAUUCAGUACAAACACUUUAAGAUGAGUUUAGGUCUUUGGAUUUCUUUAAAUUGACAUAUGAAUGAGUGCUGUAAAUAGCUCUGUUAGUUUACCACAACUUUCAAGUGCUCUCAUAAAUUUACAUGCAUCCACUUCCACACCAUCCACAGCUGAGGAAGUGAACGGACCAUUUCAUUUGCAAUUGAGAUGACUGUGAAGAGUUUUAACACAUAUCCGCGCACAAGAAGGUUUGCUUUGAGGAUUGCUGCGCUCAUUCAUGCCCUCCCAUAAAAGUCGCUCCUGGCCUGUAGGCUAAAGCUGCGCCGUUUCCUAUUUGAUUCUGAUGUUGAUAGGCUCGUUUACCGGCAUUCUUCUGUCAGUGCGGGGAGCCGGGCCAUGGCCAUUUUCAUGGUCACACCACCUGCGGGUAUCUUGAGGUGACAAACCAAACGAAACCCAGGGGGUAUCGAGGGAAAAUCAGUCUUUAAACCGGUAGUUAGGCGUGGUGUGAAAAUUCACCAUCACACGUCCCAGCUCCCACUGCGCUAAACUGCUUCUGAAUUAGAGAGGAAUCCUAAAAGACCGUCUCAAAUAUAACGACUGUAUUUGUAUUGCAAGUGAAUUACGUGGCUUUUGUAAGAAAAGGUUCAGUGACGUGACGCAAAUUUUUUGUCAGGAUCUAAAACACUUUAAAUAAACAAAUUAACCAAGAAAUAAAUCUGUGAUUUAACUUUUUAUUUUGUUUGUUUAGAAUUGUCUAGGUGGUUCAACUGUGUGAUUUAAAAAACUUGAAUUAGUUUGCCAUUAUAUUUUAUCAUUACGUAUUAAAAUAAGGAUUAAAUAUUUUAUUUUAUAUUUAUAAACAGUUUUAAAAUAACGUCAGUGUAACCACAUGCAGAAAAACAUUUUGUCAUGUGAUCCAAAGCUUAAAAACGUAUAGGCUAUAGCUACUUUAGGUCAAAUAACCUAAAGAAAACUUCACAAAUAUAAGCCUAUUUUAAAUGACUACAUUAAUAAUAAAAUCUAUAUUGCCUAUAUGUUUGAAAAAAAUAUGCAAUUUAUUACUUUUUUCUAAAUAAUGCAUGAAACUUGCACAUGCGUUUAAAAUUGUCAAAAUUUUGAAGUGCAUUUUAAAAUAAAUUGUAUCAAUUUAAUACUCUGCAGUAAUACAGCUAAAAAGAUCUUUAAUACUGAGGAUAAAAUCGUCUUGCAUUUUGUUCCUUAUUUAACAAACAAAAGACCGACAUAAAAAUCUAUUUGCCAAUACGUUUGUCUCAGUAUAAUAGAGGAAAAUUCAUCUCUCACGUUGGCGUUUAAGCUGCUCCUAAAAACCAGUAAUACAUAUUAUUAAAUUUGACUGAUAUUAUUUCGCCAUCCCCUUAGUUUGAGAUGCUGUAAUCGUGUGUUUAGGAUCCGUAUCUCGAAUGCGGAUUGUUUUGUUUAAGCAGGUCAAAGUCCCCCACACCUGCCUGACUGUCCUGAAUCCCUGCGGUGACACUCCACCCCUAUUGGUCUGACCAUCGGCGGACCAAAGACAGAAUGCGUGUGGCCUCUCAUAAAUAGCCCUAAUUUCCACGAGUCCUGCACAAGCUUCACCAGCCACAAGUCCAACACAUUUGGGGUCUCCAACCAUGACCCUUUCCCAGGAUUACGAAGAAGUGCAGCGUACCCCCGUCUCUUCUGAAGACGAUGAAAUAGACAUCGUCGGAGGAGACCACAGUGAUAGCGACCGAGAGUAUUUCAUCAUGCCUUGCAGGGACCCCACGGAGGCGGACCACUCAGGGUCCGAGUCUUCAGGAGAGAGCGAGAGCAGCUUCUCCGCCGCGACCGCUCCGAAGCAGACCUCCGCCGUCAAACCUCCGUACUCCUACAUCGCCCUCAUAACCAUGGCGAUCCUCCAGAGCCCGAUGAAGAAACUGACCCUCAGCGGCAUCUGCGACUUCAUCAGCAACAAGUUCCCGUACUACAAGGAGAAAUUCCCCGCGUGGCAGAACUCCAUCAGGCACAACUUGUCACUCAACGACUGCUUCAUCAAGAUCCCACGAGAGCCUGGAAACCCGGGGAAAGGCAACUACUGGUCCCUGGACCCUGCAUCUGAGGACAUGUUUGACAACGGCAGCUUUCUGCGCAGAAGGAAAAGAUUCAAGAGGAACCAACCCGAUUUCACCAAAGACAACCUGGUGCUUUACCACCCAACGUUAAGUUAUCGAGCAUAUGGGCGACCUUACUGCGUCUCUGGGCCGGUUCCAGCCCAGGCUAAUCCUAUUGGAUAUUUGCCAGUGCCGGAUGGCAUCAUGGUGCCACCACCUUAUUUCCAAUAUCAGACUCUCAACAUUAAGGUCCACGAAGCUCCAGAAAUCCAGCAAAGGCCCGAGCACAAGACCCAGAAGUGUUCGUUCAGCAUUGACAGCAUUAUGGCCAAGUCAACGGCGUCUCUUCACAAAAACUCUCCCCAUCAUCUCACACCUGACUAUAGUUAUGUAUUUCCCAGGCCGACAUCAUGUGUGAAUCCAAGUUUGUUACCAGUGCCAGCAAGGACUCCUCUGCUGAAGACUGUUCCUUUCACAGAAACUCUGCGGAUGGCGUAUCCUCACUGUUGAACUGUGUCUGGAAAACUCUCCAAUUCAUUUGGAAUAGACUUGUAACAUAAGAUGUGUCUGUCAUUGCUCUUAUAUGAUAGUUUUAUUGUAAAUAAAUAAAUGAUAAUAUAUUUGUUAGUCUAAAAUCCUGGAACGUUGGAUGUAUUAAAAUGCCUGUUUAAAUAAACCAUCAUCGUCAAAUCUCAAUUAGCCUACGUGUUAUUCGUACUCAUUAUAGCAAUUAUUAGGCUAUAUCGUGUAUUUUUCCCAUAAAGCCCUAAUAGUAUCUAAAUGAAAUAAUGCGUUUUGCUCAUUCAUUUGUCAAAAAGAAAAAGACUUGUUGUUUUAAGAUCGCUUUAAUUGUAUAAGUUGGAACGUUGAGCACUGUAUUUAAUUUUUAAAAAACUUUAAAAUACUUAUAUAAAAAGAGGUGGGGGGGCUUUAAACUUUUAAUUGACUUUAAAUUGUAUUCUCGCCCUCUCACUAAAAAGUUUUAAAGUUAAAGCUCGAAAUAUUAAAAGACUGCAUAUGAAUGCGCGUUCAAUACUCGCAUUUCAAAACUAGAAUGCUGGUAACCGCGUGUUGCAUGCAUAAUAGUCUACAGAUUCUCCAUCACUGCCUGCAAGACGUUUUCUAUCCGUUUAUGUCCACUAGAUGGAGAUUGAAGCUCGUGAAAUCAGUCGCGCUCGAUGCAUUGCUUGGUUAAUUUGACUGAUUUAGGCUGACUUCACUUUAUAGUGUUAUGUAAUAAGUCAAAUAGGAAAUGCAUCUACAGCGAAAACAAAUAUGGUUUAGUUGUUACGCUUUUCACUCCAUAUGUUUUUUUAGGAUAGGUUAUUUUUUGAAAGUCAAUUAGCCUGCUGUACGGAUAGGCUACAUGCUUUAAAACAAUCACUGAAACAACAAUAAUGUAAAAAGUAACAAAUAUAUAAAACCAUUGGCCAUCAAAAAGAUGUAGACUAGCCUACUUAAAAUAAAAAAAUAAAAAAUAAAAAACCUGUAACCUUGCCUUGACCUGACAUUUAUGAAAAAUGUCUGUUGUCCUCAGAAGACAGUUCAACCUUUCAGUUAAAAUCUGCCUAAUUGCAUAGCCGACUAUUGUUUGAAUUGAUAUCAGUGUGCUUUCAUUGUGUUCACUUGUUUACUCAAGAGCUUACAAAAUAUGAUACCGAAUUUAGUUUAAAUAACAGAAUUCACAAAAUCAUUGUAAUUUAAAAGGGUUUUGAAUUAGAAGAUUGAAA